This is a messenger RNA of Nycticebus coucang (slow loris), 3945 nucleotides long. It is a transcript of the gene AANAT, whose product is annotated as aralkylamine N-acetyltransferase. The transcript is spliced from 2 exons. Gene Ontology annotation, biological process: response to light stimulus; circadian rhythm; melatonin biosynthetic process. The coding region runs from base 2359 to 3252 and encodes 297 amino acids. The record is from RefSeq and is a predicted model, not a curated record. Gene Ontology annotation, molecular function: aralkylamine N-acetyltransferase activity. Gene Ontology annotation, cellular component: cytoplasm. NCBI's taxonomy places the organism in Eukaryota, Metazoa, Chordata, Mammalia, Primates, Lorisidae.
CUUAAAAAAUAGUUCAUUUUUUGAAAUUCAGAUUUCACUGGGAGUCCUGUACUUUUAUUCACUAAAUCUGGCAACCCUACUCACAAAGUACAUUGCCUGAGUCUACCCUGUUGGUCAGAUGGAUUUGAUUACAGCCCCUUGAGGGGAGACACCCCAGAGCUGGGAGGAGGCUGGGCGUUCUCAAAUGCCUCAGGAUCAUCUCAACACGACUGGACUCAAAAUGAAUACAUUUUGAAAUUUUGGAUGUUUCAUUUAACUUCACUUUAGGGAGUGCCCCUAUCUUUGUACCCAUCACCCUUUAGGCCCCUCACCCCUCUCACUUUCCUUGUCAUGGUCGGUGGUGUGUUGAUCAGGAAAAAGUUCACAGCAUAGGCCAGGCACAGUGGCUCACGCCUGUAAUCCUAGCACUCUGGGAGGCUGAGGCAGGUGGAUUACUUGAGCUCACAAAUUCAAGAUCAGCCUGAGCAAGAGUGAGACCCCAUCUCUAAAAAGAGCUGAGCUUUGUAGCGGGAGUCUGUAGUCCUAGUUAUUCAGGAGAGUGAAGCAAAAGGAUUGCUUGAGCCUAAGAGUUCGAGGUUGCUGUGAGCUAUGACGCCACAGUACUCUACUGAGGGUGACUAAGUGAGACUUUGUCUCCAAAAAAAAAGUUCCCGGCAUCAUCCUCCCCCUCCCCUGCCCUGUAGGGGAUUGAACCCCCCAGCUUAACCAUGUUUAAUAUGCUGCCUCAUCUUGUUUUCUGAGUGUCCACAUGUCUAGAGGUGUUUUUGGAAAGAAAGAACAGAGACAUGGCCGGGUCAAUGAAGGUCCUACCUGCCUCAUGCAGCUCCAAGGGACUGUGAUUGGCCUCCAGGGAGUGCAAUGAAGCCACAGAGUCUGUGGGGGAACAGAGGCUGUCUUUCUGGGGACACUGGAGGUUGAAGAUGGGGAUGCCCAGCUGAGAUCCUGGACAUGUUCCCCCCACCAGGCCCAACGGCCAAGCCUGAGGAGGUCUUCUGAUCAGUCCUGAGUGGUCUGUCCUGAAGGAGGCCUUGGUAGACUAAGUGAAGGGGAAGGAUGGGAAGCUGCCUGGGGCAGGCCAGUGAGGAUGAGAAGGAAGGAGCCUCAGAAGGGCCAGCCUUGCUCAAGCCUCCGAGGUCUAGAGGGGGAAUUGCUAGUGCUCAGCCAGUUGGUGACAGAGCAGGGAUUAGAGCUGGAGCCCCGGGCUUAGCCCUUUGCUCUCUUCCCCAUGCCCUGGGGCCUCAGUCAGCCACUGGUAAUUCCCUCUGCAUCCAGUGCACCAGCACUGACAUUUGCCCUUAGCUGGACAGGGACAGGGCAGGAAACUGGCAUCAUCCUGCCUGGUGUUAAGCGGGAGGCGGGGCAGCGGGGGAUUAGAAAUCUCUGAGAACAUCACAUGCUGCCUGGGUGACACCUGCUAUAGCAGCCUCACAGCCAGGAACCCCAGAUUUUUCUGGUCCCUGUGCCGGCAGAGAGGCCCCCAGGGCAGCUGGUUCUGUGGAGGGAACACUGGGGCCCCCACAGGCCAGGUAAGUGAGAUCCCUGCCCCUGGCUCUCAGCCUGCAGGGAUAGGAACUACCCCUGCUUGGAGCUCUAGACAUGGGGAGAAAUGUGGAAACCCUGGGGCUUUUUAAGCAUCUUUGGAGGUGGAGGGAGGGAUGGUCUCCUCUGAGAACUGCAUUUCUGCGAACUGCAAAUCAUGGAGAGAGAUAAGGGUGCCCACAGGGACACGUCCGAUGAGCUGUGCACAUAGGACGAAGGGUGUCCUGUGCACCCUUUGUGUCUGCUCCUUCUCCCCCCACCCAACCGGCUAUAGCCCCUGACUCCCUCUAACCUCCCCCUUCCUGCUGAAUCCUGUUGGGGGGGGCAGUCUGAGGCCAUCUAGGUAAGUGUGGAGGUUCCCUAAAGGCCCACUUUGGUUAAGGAGCUUUUUUGCAGGAUUGAGGGUUGCAGGUUCCUAAAAAGCUCCCAGCCAUACUAUCUCGCACCCAAAGGACACGUAGUCUCCCUCUGAGCAGGUAAAAUUAACCACAUGAAUGGCAGCAGGGGGGCCCAGCGGCUGCCCACUGCACGAUUGCUUUAGAAGUGGUCCAUGGAGGCUCGUAUCCUCCUCCCUCUGUGGGCAGCAGUGUUGGGGUGCCCUGCCCAAGACCCCCGUCUCUGGGCUCAGCUGCACCCGAGGGCAGCGGGACAGUCUGGAGAUUUGCAGGGCUGCUCCAUGCAUCUUUCCAGCUUCAAAGGAAAGGUGAGGAGAGAGGCCACCAUGUGUAAUCCCGGCACUUGGGGAAUGUGCCUGUCGCUUUGGGGGCUGGCCCCACUCUUGUUCCUGCUGGAGGAGGCGGUUCCUGCUGGAGGAGGUAGAUGCAGGACCUGGGUGGCUUCCGACAGGUGCCUCCUUUUCACUCCUGCAGUCAGGUCACCCCAGCGGCCAGGAUGUCCGCCCAGAGCAUCCACCUUCUGAAACCCGAGGCCUUGCACCUGCCACCUGGAAUCCCAGAGUCACCAAGCUGCCAGAGGCGCCACACACUCCCCGCCAGUGAGUUCCGCUGCCUCACCCCAGAGGACGCCGUAAGUGUGUUUGAGAUUGAGCGCGAAGGUGAGCAGCCCACAGAGGGGCCAGAGGAUGCUCUAUUCUGGUCCAGCUGUCCUGUGGGGAGGAGACCGCCUGUCCUGGAGGCUGGGUCCCAGAAUGUGCAUCUGUGUUCAAGGGGUGGGUGGUGGGGGCAAGGACAGCUAAGAGGACACUCAGGUGCAGAGACCAGAGUUACCCCUCCCCCAUGUGCCUUCACCACAGCCUUCAUCUCCGUCUCGGGCCUCUGCCCUCUGUACCUGGAUGAGAUCCGGCACUUUCUGACCCUGUGUCCAGAGCUGUCCCUGGGCUGGUUUGAGGAGGGCCGCCUUGUGGCCUUCAUCAUUGGUUCACUUUGGGACAAGGAGAGACUCACUCAGGAGUCGCUGACACUGCACAGGCCUGGGGGCUGCACAGCCCACCUGCACGUGCUAGCUGUGCACCGGACCUUCCGGCAGCAGGGCAGGGGCUCUGUGCUGCUGUGGCGCUACCUACACCACCUGGGCAGCCAGCUGGCUGUGCGCCGGGCUGUGCUCAUGUGUGAGGAUGCGCUGGUACCCUUCUAUGAGAAGCUCGGCUUCCAUGCUGUGGGCCCAUGCGCAGUCACUGUGGGCCCCCUUACUUUCACGGAGCUCCAGUGCUCCCUGCGGGGCCAGGCCUUCCUGCGCAGGAAUAGUGGUUGCUGAACCAGGCGGCCCACCUGGCCUUGGGAGAUGUGGGCAACAGCCCUACCCUGGGCCCACCCUGGCAUGGCUGAGCAUGAGACUGGCUGUGGGUGAGUGGGCAGGGAAGGGACAAAUAAAGCCCAGACCCAGCAAGUCAGAGAGGAGCGGUGUGUCCUGUCUGUCCUUGUAAGGCCUCUACUCCUGUGUUCCAAGUUCUGUGACCGAGACCCAGAUGGGCUGGUACGCAGGGAUACUGGGAAGCAUGGUUGGGUCCCUGUGUCAUUUCCUCACCAGGCAGGUAUGCAGGAAGCUCAGAGGCAAGGCUGCACGCACACAGGAGGCUGAGGACCUGGCAUGGGGGAUGGCAGGGAGCAGGACAGGGGAGAGGCAGGCCUACAACAUUCCUGCCCACCUCCGGGCAUCUGCAGUGACCCGCCUGUGUCCCCAGGCCCACCCUCUCCUCCUACUGCCCCACAGUGGCUCCUAUGCCCACAACAAUAAAGCAGGUAAACCUGCUGCCUCCCUGGUGGCUCCCUACUGUUCUGUGGAGGAUUGUGGGUGAGGCUCUGGAGCAGGGAGGAUGCGGCCCCGACCAGAGUGGUGGACAGGUGCCGAGCCUGCUCCCCAGCACCCUCUCUGCCAGGGCCCAGUUGGUCUCCUUCCUGCCUGAGCCAAGGUGAGAAUGGGGACCCCCUGAGGUCCUCUCCAUGACUC